This is a messenger RNA of Fomitiporia mediterranea MF3/22, 1989 nucleotides long. Its product is annotated as DUF605-domain-containing protein. The coding region runs from base 1 to 1803 and encodes 600 amino acids. Gene Ontology annotation, biological process: late endosome to vacuole transport via multivesicular body sorting pathway. The record is from RefSeq and is a predicted model, not a curated record. Gene Ontology annotation, cellular component: multivesicular body. Lineage: Eukaryota; Fungi; Basidiomycota; Agaricomycetes; Hymenochaetales; Hymenochaetaceae. The transcript has 5 exons.
AUGGCUUCAAUUAAGCUAUCGAAUAUGCUACCACCACUUCCAGCAAGCCUCAGAUCAAUCUCAUCUUACAUCCAACGCGCAGAAGAGCUGAGGACGAAGGAUCCAGUAAUGGCCUAUUGGUGCACAUACUAUGCAGCUCAGCUCGGCCUGGACCUGAAGUCGCACGAGACUGGUGCCCGAGAUUACUUGUUUGCGUUGAUCACCUUUCUCGAAGAGAUGAAGAAAGACCUUGGUGCAAAUGACGCUAUUGAGCAUGAAGCUGCUGGUGCCGCUUACGUGGAGAACUUUGCUCUCAAAGUCUUUGCUUUAGCGGAUAAUGAAGAUCGAAGAGGGGAUGCGUCUCGCUCAACAGCAAAGAAAUUCCUUGCCGCGGCCAACUUCUUAGAGCUUUUGCGGGUAUUUGAAAAAACUAACAACGCUGAAGUCAAUAAUGAGAAGAUACGAUACGCAAAAUGGAAGGCGUCAGACAUUGCGAAAGCCUUCCGAGAGGGUCGUAAGCCUACUCCCGGACCCGCAGGGCAUGAAUCAGAGGUCAUUUUGGACGGCAAUUCUUCCAAUGCUGAUACACCAAGUAUCAGAACUCCUGCAGAUCGCUCUCCUGUUGGCGCCCCGGCUGCUGCACUAUCACCGGAUAGCGCUUCGCAGAUUGUGCCUCCACCACAAACACCUCCCACAUUGAACAAGUUCCCUGGCCCCGUUGACGUUCCACGCGCUGAAAUUUCGAGCUCUGGAUCCUGGAGUACUGUGGCAACGCCUGGAUCGGAAGCCGUCGGUCCGUCAUCGGCAACUAGACUGGCGUUUACGAGUGCUCUCAACAGGUGGAAAGGCCAGGCUGACGUGGAUACAUCGACUACUUCGUUUCCACCAAAUAGCCAAGGAAAUAUAGGCAAUCAAGGGCGUGAUACAGCUCCUACUGAUACACUUUCCAGAAAGGUUCAUUUUUCUCCUUCUGUAGUCGGUGGCCUGUCCUCGACGGACGGUUCACCCCCUCCUUCGCCUACCUUCAAUCAAAAUGUUCCGAUAAAUGUUCCUCCUCGGACUGAUUACGUGCCUGCAGCGCAGGCUCAAAGUGGCUUUGGUUUUAGGGGAAUAGAUCCCGCAAUGGCGCCUUUGCCUGAUUCAUCUCCAUCUGGGUCAUCUCGUGCAAGUCUCGAGGGGUCACCGCCUCAAGGUGCCUAUACGCCUGUUGGGAGACCACGAUCAGGCUCCUCACCGCCUGUGAACUCGUUGGUGAAGCCGGGAAGCUCCCCGCCAGGUGCGGGUGGAGCAAACCGUGGCUCGCCGCCUAGCUCCAGGCGACUUUCGUUGCAGUCUUCAGCCCCUCCACCACCACCAGUAGCUCCAUCACCAUAUAGUCAUGGAAGGGAUAGACGAUCCAGUAUUUCAAACCGAACUUCCCCACCUAGCACGAACGGUCCUCAUACGUAUCCUUCGUACCCUCAACCGCCGAAUGCGGUUAAUCACACACCUACUUCGACAUACUCUUCCCCGGCUGCCCUCGGAACCGGCAGGACUAAUGGCUCGCCAGUUCGAGCUCCGGUGUCCGGACUCCCACCAGUCACUUCAGGACAAACGAUGGCCAGCCCUUAUGUUACUGCAAACUACACGCAGAAAGCACCUUCUCCCCCGACUCGUUACACGGCUCCCGCCCCAGACCCGUCCCCGCCUGUUGAAUUGAGUCCUGCGUUGAUUGCUAAAGCGCAGAAACAUUGUCGCUAUGCGAUUUCAGCGCUUGAGUAUGAAGACGCCGAGCAGGCUCGCAAGGAGUUGCACGCAGCGCUAGCAGUACUUGGUGAGCGGUAGAGCGAGAGUAGCAGAGUCGCUUUCGAUUCACUCAUUCUCUUUGCAUUCACGUUUUGUUUCAUCACGCCUGUGUUUUUGUCGCUUUUAAUUUCAGCACGACUUGCCUUGUAUCAAGUACAUGUUAUUCACGCCUGCAUUAUCACGCUACUUACACAUUAUGUUGUUCAUUUAUUUCGUAUUUUGAAU